CUGAAGGGAGCGCGCGGCGGCUAUUUUUACCCACAUAUCCCUCUUUCUUUUAAAUAUUAUUAGGUAAUAGAGGCUGAGAAGGUAUGCACUGUUUAUCUGAGUAGUUGUUAGUGAAUAUUUUGAUGCAUCCUGGUUGGUUUAUGUCGUGUAACGCGCAGGGUUUAUCACAUCAGCUACAUGGGGCGUUAUCCAUCCUCCAGGACAUUAUGCAGCGCACCCGCAUCUGGAUGAACACAGUGCAGUGAUGAUGUAUUAUUAUGCAUAUUUUUAUUAGUUAAACUGACCACUGGGAGCAGGCCUCCUCUCUGACUGCAUCAUGGUCAACCUCUGCUGCCUCUGCUGCGGUGAAAUCCCUCAACCCCGCCCCCCUCCGUCCGGCCAGGCGGGACCACCGCGGGAUCCCCGCUCCGUGCAGCAGCAGCAGCAGCAGCAGCAACCUGCUGGCUCCGGCCCAGACCGUGUGGGGCUGAGGGGGCCACAGAGAGGGGGAGCAGACCGGAGUGAACGGAGCAAGUGAAUAAAAAGGAGUGACUUUAUAAUCUGGCUCUGAUAUGCGAAAAGUGCAGCAUGCUCUCCUCCGAUCUGGACUCUGCGGAGGACACGGCGGCCAGUGCUCCCAAUGAUGCUGAGGGAGAGGAGCAGGAGGAGGAGGAGGAGGAGGAGGAGGAGGAGGAGGACUCACCGGCUGAGAGUGAUGUCCUGGAGGAGCAGCGUCCGGUGAACCAGUCUCUGGGUGCUUGUGUCUGCCGGGAGUCCCAUUGGCGCUGCCUGCUGCUCUCUCUGCUCAUGUACAGCUGCCUGGGCGUGGUGGCCUGGUGUCAGCUGACCCAGGUCACCAAAAUCAGCUUCAACACCGCCCUCACCUCAUCCUUCACCGCCUCCUUCACUUCCUCCCUGCGGGGGGCCUCCGGGAUGGGCGUUGGGGGACACUCAAUGAUCUACCACGACAGCCCCUGCUCUGACGGCUACAUCUACAUCCCUCUGGCCUUCCUGCUCAUGCUCUACGUCCUAUACAUGGUGGAGUGCUGGCACUGCAGAGCCAGGAGCGAGCUGCAGAACAAAGCAGACGUGGACAGCGUGUAUGAGCGCGUGCUGCGGAUGAAACAGGCCCAACCUUGCAUAUGGUGGAAGGCUAUCAGCUACCACUUUGUGAGACGGACCCGACAGGUCACUCGAUACCGCAACGGGGACGCCUACACCACCACGCAGGUGUACCAUGAGAGAGUGAACACCCAUGUGGCUGAGGGCGAGUUCGACUACAGCCACUGUGGGAUGAAAGAUGUGUCACGUGACCUCAGGGGCUUAGAGGGACAUCCGGCGACUCGGCUGCGCUUCACCAAAUGCUUCAGCUUCACAGAGGCUGGACCAGAAAACGACUAUCUCAACCAGAGAGCCAGGUUCUUCUCUGAAAUUGAGGGUUUGGACGACUACAUGGAGGCCAGGGAGGGGAUGCAGCUGAAGAAUGUGGACUUCAGAGAAAACCUGAUAGUCUACGUGGACCCAGAUAGGAUGCCUUGGUACAGUUCCCAGGUGGCCUUCUGGCUGGCAGCUCUGCUGAUGUUGUCCUGGCCUCUGAGAGUGCUGAUAGAGUACCGCACUGCUUAUGUGCACUACCGCAUAGAGAAACUAUUUGGGUUAGAGUACAGCCACAGCAGCCCCUCUCCUCUAGAUGAAGACAGGCCUUUGGGUAACAACACUGGCUGCGUUAUCCCAAGAGUAGACACACUGGACAGCACCGAGAUGGAGUGGCACAUACGCUGUAACCGUCAGCUGAUCCCCAGCUACUCAGAGGCCAUGCUGAUAAACAUGAGCACAGCAGACUCAAACUCAUUACGAGACACUGACUGCACCUCGUCCUCAAACUGCUUCCUCCUGGACAGCAGCCAGACUGCUCAGAGUUACGGCGCCCUGCAAAGCCAGGAGGACUGCGAGCAAUGCAGGGAGCCAAACGGACGAGGCGAUGCAGGAGGCAGGAGGAGGACCAUCACCAGCUCCAGCUGCUCCUCCAUCUUCUCCUGCCGGGGAGCGCUGCUCCACUCGCACCUCUCCUCAGACACAUCCCGCUUCUCCCUCUGCCGCAUGUACGGCUCCCAUCGCACCGUGGCCCUGUGGAGGAGCCGCAGCAGCAACCUGACUGACCCCUGCUGCGUGGAUGAGCAGUGCUGCCGGUCGGACUCCAGCCAGCUGGCACUCAGCGACAGUCCACCGACUUAUAGGGACGCUCGGUUCUUUCCCGUGCUGAUUGUGCAUCGGGCUGAGGGGUGUGGGGGUGAAGACGGGAGAGAAGUGAGGCGGUAUUACAUACGGAGAGGGUCGUCCUGUGUGGAGACGGCUCUGUGAAGGACAUAAAGACACUUGUUAGUGAGGGGGAUUCAAAUCAGUCAUGACAAGUGGUGUUGGUCCCUGUUUGCUCUAAAGACAGAACAACAUUAAAGGGAUAGUUUGGGUUUUUUGACUUGGGGUCAGUGUAUUACCUACAGUAGAUGUCUGUCGGCAUGCUCCUAGUUUGGAGAAGCAGACAGGAGUACUGCCAUGAAAGCUGAGCAGUGUACUGCUGUGGAGGGGGGCAGCAGCAAAUCGUGUUUUAAAGGGCAGGUCCAUCUCCGUUCUUUUCUGUCUUUUUCAAAUUGAAACUCUUACUCAGCCAUUAUCAAAAAGCAGUGACAAAGGUUACAUUGCUGAGCUCCUGUAAAGUGAAAUUACUGUUUCUGUCAAAGGAGUCUGGUGACUGUGGAUGGGAGCAGCAGCAACAAAGUAUUUUAGCCUCCUAAAAAAAGGACCACCUAAAAAAAUCAACAUCAGUUAAAGUGUACACUAUAUUUUGAAUAUUUUCAUCGCUUUACCUUGCUGUCAGACAACCCUUUCCAACAGGGAACUGAAGCCGUUAUCUACACUCUCUUCAAAGACACCAGAGGCCUUUGACAAAAACAGUAAUUUUACCUCACAGCACAUGGAGGUUGCUAGUCUACCCGCUGCCUAGUUGGCUUGUUUUGUGUGACAUUCCUAACCAAACUAAUGUUGAGUCCACAGCACUCCAUGGUUUUAUAUAUAGUAAUGACAUCAUAUAGAAAUCUACAUCAGGUCACAUGGGAAAAUGUUUUUAGAAGGGCUUAGGAAAAUAGCAUUUUGAGGCUAAAACAUACAAACUUUGCCCAACAUUUCACUUGUUCAGAUUUGGAUACAUCAAGAACGCUACUGCAAAGCUACAGAAUGAAAUAAAAAAUAAAGGUUCAGCUAAAAACUAAACACCAACUUGACUUUGGUGUUUCAAAGCAGUGGCUCCCAACUGGUCCAGUCACAGGGUCCAGAUUUCUCCUUAGUCAUUAGUUCAAGGUCCACACAAUUUAACAUAUUCAGCGUCAUACUUAGCCAUGUAGUUGAGCCAGUUUGCUGUCUGCUAAGUAGCUGUCCCUUAUUAACUCACUCUUCGGCAGAAAAUAGCACUUCAAAAUAAAAGCUCUGUGUCCGAAAUUCAUUGUUCUUCAAAAUAAAGUGUGUUACAAACUUUACAAAUUUGCCAGUCACUUGCGGUCCAUUCAGAAUGGACCCGUGACCCACUUUUGGACCGCGACCCAUCAGUUGGGAAUCACUGUUUUAAAGGGUUAGUUUGCCACGCCAUAACACAAACAAACUAACUGAUUGAGGCAGUGGUAG
Epinephelus fuscoguttatus (brown-marbled grouper) is the source of this 3654-nucleotide messenger RNA. Its product is annotated as transmembrane protein 151B. The transcript is spliced from 2 exons. The coding region runs from base 568 to 2340 and encodes 590 amino acids. NCBI's taxonomy places the organism in Eukaryota, Metazoa, Chordata, Actinopteri, Perciformes, Serranidae. The record is from RefSeq and is a predicted model, not a curated record.